UGUCCAUAAUAUACAUCCAAAGAAUGAUAUUAUUAUACUCUCAUCCCAUAUUCUCCCAUUCAGGGUGGGUCUUUGAAAGGGAACUGGGUCUGUGAUGGCUUUUUCACCAGGCACUCCAGAAACUGGCAGGGCUGUUCCUGAAGCGGGAAGGGUACCGGAGCGGGGAGAUGGACAGCAGAUCUUCUCUGGGGAGGGGCAGGUCAGUGUUUGCUGCCUGGCGCUGCCUGCUGGAUGCCACCGUGGCCGGGGGCCAAACCCGGCUCCAGGCGUCCGACCGAUACCGUGACCUAGCAGGGGGCACAGGGCGGAGUGCCAAGGAGCAGGUGCUUAGGAAGGGAACUGAGAACCUCCAGAGGGCGCAGGCUGAGGUGCUGCAGUCUGUCCGGGAGCUGAGCCGAAGUCAGAAGCUGUAUGGGCAGCGGGAACGUGUGUGGGCCUUGGCACAGGAGAAGGCAGCUGAUGUCCAGGCCAGGCUGAACCGAAAUGACCAUGGGAUCUUCCACUCUCGGACCAGUCUCCAGAAGCUGAGCACCAAGCUAUCUGCUCAGUCAGCCCAGUACUCCCAGCAGCUGAGAGCGGCCCGCAAUGAGUACCUGCUCAACUUGGUGGCCACCAAUGCCCACCUUGAUCAUUACUACCAGGAGGAACUGCCAGCCAUGCUCAAGGCCAGUCUUAACCCAGACACCCCUGCCCCUCAGCAGGGAGAGAGGGGAGGACCCAUUCCCCAUGAGGCUGGGUGGUGCUAGGGGUCUAGCAUCCUUACAGUGGGUAG
This is a messenger RNA of Microcebus murinus (gray mouse lemur), 772 nucleotides long. The record is from RefSeq and is a predicted model, not a curated record. Lineage: Eukaryota; Metazoa; Chordata; Mammalia; Primates; Cheirogaleidae.